Olea europaea var. sylvestris is the source of this 2040-nucleotide messenger RNA. RefSeq names its product cytokinin dehydrogenase 6-like. Gene Ontology annotation, molecular function: FAD binding; cytokinin dehydrogenase activity. Gene Ontology annotation, biological process: cytokinin metabolic process. The transcript has 5 exons. The record is from RefSeq and is a predicted model, not a curated record. NCBI's taxonomy places the organism in Eukaryota, Viridiplantae, Streptophyta, Magnoliopsida, Lamiales, Oleaceae. The coding region runs from base 145 to 1725 and encodes 526 amino acids.
AACACACAAGAUAAGUUGACUCUUCAACCCAAAACCAUCUCUUUAAAUUCCCUCCCUCCCUACUCAACUCUUCACCUCUGCCUCUUCUACAUAUCAACUUUUGAGUGUUCUUACAACACAAAAGAAAAAAAAGGAUCAAAAAACAUGAAAUUCACAUCCAAACAAAGUAACAUUCCUCCCAUCAGAGGCUUCACAAUUUUGUUAAUAGGUUGCUUGGCUAUAAAACUAAGCCUCUGUUUCUCUAGUUUUCCAUCUUCACUUAAGACACUAAAUGUUGAAGGGCAUUUUAGUUUUGACAACAAUGAAUUUGCAGCCAGAGAUUUCGGAAACCGGUUCCAGUUCCUUCCAUCGGCAGUUCUGCACCCGAAGUCGGUGUCUGAUAUUGCCACCAUUAUAAAACAUAUUUGGCAAAAGGGUCCUGGUUCCAAGCUGACUGUUGCAGCUAGAGGCCAUGGACACUCACUCCAAGGCCAAGCACAAGCACCACAAGGGGUUGUAGUCAGCAUGGAAUCACUCAGUGGGCAAGAAAUGAAGGUCCACACGGGCCGAUUUCCUUAUGUUGAUGUCUCGGCUGGCGAGUUAUGGAUCAAUAUCCUGCAUGAGUGCCUCAAAUUUGGGUUAGCACCAAAAUCUUGGACGGAUUACUUACAUCUAACAGUUGGUGGUACUCUGUCCAAUGCCGGGAUCAGUGGACAGGCUUUUCGGCAUGGCCCCCAAAUCAGUAAUGUCCACCGGCUUGAGGUCAUCACAGGAAAAGGAGAAGUGAGAAUUUGUUCAGAGGAGCAGAAUGCUGACCUCUUUCACGGAGUUCUCGGUGGACUUGGCCAGUUUGGUAUAAUAACUCGAGCAAGAAUCUCUCUAGAGCCAGCACCAAAGAUGGUGAAAUGGAUCAGAGUACUUUAUUCAGAUUUCUCCACUUUUUCCAGAGAUCAGGAGAAUCUAAUAUCUGCAGAAAACACAUUUGAUUACAUAGAAGGCCUUGUGAUGAUCAACAAGACGGGUCUCAUUAAUAACUGGAGAUCAUCUUUCAACCCGCAAGAUCCAGUUCAAGCCAGUCAAUUCAAGUCGGAUGGAAGGACUCUCUUUUGCCUCGAAUUGACGAAAAAUUUUAAUCCCCUCGAGGCUGAUAAAAUAGAUCAGGAAAUUAAGAGAAUCUUAUCUCAAUUAAGCUACAUCCCCUCAACGCUCUUUAUGUCAGAAACUUCUUACGUAGAAUUCUUGGAAAGGGUUCAUACAGCCGAGCUAAAACUGAGAUCAAAAGGAUUGUGGGAUCUCCCACACCCUUGGCUCAAUCUCCUCGUUCCGAAAAGCAAAAUACAAAGCUUUGCUGAAGGUGUUUUUGGCAACAUUUUAACGGAUACAAACAAAGGACCCGUCCUUGUCUACCCAGUAAACAAAUCAAAGUGGGACAACAGAACUUCAACUGUACUUCCAGAAGAAGACAUUUUCUACCUUGUGGCAUUCCUUUCCCAAGCAGUUCCUUUCUCCACAGAAAAUGACGGCUUGGAACCUCUGUUAAGUCUAAACAAAAGAAUUUUAGAUUACUGUGAGGUGGCCCACUUGGGAGUAAAACAAUAUCUUCCUUAUUAUACCACACAGGAGGAGUGGAGGGCCCAUUUUGGCAAACAGUGGGAAGUCUUUGUACGUCGAAAAUCAGCAUACGAUCCUCUAGCAAUACUUGCUCCGGGGCAGAGAGUUUUUCAAAAGGCAAUAUCCAUCUUAUGACAGGAAAAACUACGGUAUAAAGGAAAGAGUGGACUAACAGCAUUUUCAGGCAAUGCAUAAAGGCUCAGCAACUUCAUGUGGAGGGAAUGGAUUUACGAAAUUUAGAAAAAUACAGGAGCUGCAAUUAGUAUAUAAAUAUUAGUUCGAUAUUUCUUGCACCAUCUCAGCAACUAUAGGUAUAAAGAGGAGGCUCUAAACCAGUUAAAGUUCAAUCAAAACUUCAUUACAUAUAUAAAUUAUUUUAUAUCAAUUCAUGAUAACUUAGCAGACAGCUAAAUUUUCAGUUCUGGAAAUAAUAGAGCAUAGUUUCUUCUA